AUGAUUCCAUGGGUACUCCCGCUGAUGUGCCGGGCUGCAUGGUGCAUAUGCAGGAGGUCAAGUCCUGUGAAACAGGUCAAGGAUGCUAUCUAUUAUACGCUUGAAUCGGCGCGCGCGAAAUACCAGACGAGUGGGGGCCCAGUUGGCUGGAUUCGAAAGGUUCGAAGAAAGGCCGCCGAUAACAUCACUCCUGGAGCUGAAGCGACAAAGAUCGCUUCAAAAUUUGUUCCUCAGGAUACAAUCGCGACUCCAGUCGUAGGCGCCGUAGAGGUCAUACUUGACGCUGUCAAGACUGCUUCAAAGGUGCGAAACCAGGUUCUUGAAGGCUUCGACGGGGUUGUUCCACUCUUUUCCGACGCAGAGCUCUUCCUCAGCACGUUCCAAGGUGAUGCGAACAUUCGGAACGCAUCUAUUGAAUUGAUUGCCGCGACAAUAGAGGCUGUGGAACGAGCCAUAGGUUUCUUCAUCAGCAAUGAGUUCCUACGAGGCGGCAAAGCCUUCCUCAGUGGUGGGGACUACGGAGGGAGCUUACUCAACAGUCUCAACAUGAUUGAGAUGAAGGCCAGGGAUCUUAUGGAGCAAGCAGAUAAAUCCCAUAUGUACCAGUUCCACAUGUAUUCUCAAGAGACGAAAAGGAUUCUUAAGCAACUUGACUACAAGGCCGACAUCUUGGUCACUGGAAUCAACACGAUAGAGCAGUUACUGGGAGACCAUCUGCAGCAGAGAGACCGCGAGCUGGAAAUUGCCCGACAGGAAAACAAUCGUCUUAAAGCCGAGAACGUGAUACUGCGCUCUACAUCGCCAAUGCAGCAAAGCAUGUGGGCUCCUCCGCCGCAGUCAGCCCAAGCACCAGCCCUGGGUUGGUACAUCAACCAAGAUACACUGCGAAACAUGAUUGACACCUUUGACCUCGACUUCUUCGACAUCGCCUUCGUCACUGAUAAAAAAGAGCAGCUUUCCGCAAAACAUAGAGCACGAGCUGAGCAAAUCAUCCACACACCGCUCUUCGAGAACUGGAUUGUAUCUGCCUCGUCGUCGAAGCUUUUGGUCCACUGGGACUCGCACCUUCCGAGAACGAUUGCUGACAUCUCGCCACUAUCUGUUUUCUGCAUCACUCUAGCGCAGUCUCUACGAAGCAAAGACCGAUUCAUGUCCGCACUGUGGUUCUGUGGAUGCCAUAUUGACGAGAGCGAGCCUGGAGCUCGUACUGGUGGGCAUGCUAUGAUUUUUGAACCUUUGUGCAAUGACAUUGACCUUGCGAGCCUUCAAGAGGGUGGGCUUGAGGUGCAUAUUGAGCUACUCAGCUGGCUGGUACGACAGUUACCGCCCCAGAUAACGCUGUUCAUCAUUGUUGAUGGCGCAGUUUUAUUCGAAAGGGAGCAAUUUGAAGAUGAGGCAUUGAAGGUGUUUGCCAGCUUGCUUAGACUCGUUGUUGAUACCAGUGUGAUGGCUUCCAUCAAGGUGCUAUUUACCAGUACACCCGGCACGCACAUCGUACGAACACCUUUUGAGCCAGAAGAUCUGAUCCUGAAUGUAGAUAACUUGCCACGGCCGGCAAUAGGGAGCGAGGAACGCAUGGUAAGAGAGCUUCAAGGCGAGCUUGGAGACGAUGGGAACUGUGAUGAGUGGAGAUGA
This is a messenger RNA of Bipolaris zeicola 26-R-13, 1635 nucleotides long. RefSeq lists its product as uncharacterized. The record is from RefSeq and is a predicted model, not a curated record. The transcript is spliced from 3 exons. NCBI's taxonomy places the organism in Eukaryota, Fungi, Ascomycota, Dothideomycetes, Pleosporales, Pleosporaceae. Bases 1 to 1635 code for a protein of 544 amino acids.